AUGUAUUCUCAGCGGCACGAGUCCUCCAGCCGGACCUUCUCCAAGGGCAGCUUUUCCAAGGGCCACAAGGUGUCCAAGUCCAGCUCUCCCUUUAGCAAGGACAGUGGCAUAUCGAAGAGACGCCAUGAGUCUCGCCAUCGAAGAGCAGCUACAUCCUGCUCUGCUGCCCUAGGCGAGGACACCAUCAUGACUAGCAGCCUGAACUCUUCCAUCGUGACCCUCGUUGUCGGUGCCGAGCAGCGCCUUUUUGCAGCCCAUGAAAACGUCCUCGCCGCGAGCCCCUUCUUCGACAACGCCAUGCGAAACCUCUACACCGAUGCCGCUGCGAAGAGAAUUUCGCUUCCAGACGAAGAGCCCGAGAUCUUCAGCUCAGUGCUGGAGUUCAUGUACAAGGGAGACUACUAUCCUCGUCUAGUGCACAACAAACGGCGGGACUCGUGGGAACUGGAACCCAUUGCCAACAGCGAUGACAAGAGGGCGGCCGCGGAGAGCACAGUCUACCAUCACGGCGUUGACGGGGAUCUCCUCAAGGACACCGUCAUCUACUGUGCUGCCGAACGAUAUGGCCUUGACGAACUGAAGAAGCUGGCUCUUCGCAAACAGGGACUCCAGUCAGGCAUCCAGUGCAGCACCAUCUUGGCCUCGGCCAGAUACGCAUACGCCAACACCCCCGACAACGACUCCAAGCUGCGAGCGCACUACUUGGCUCUCAUCAUCCGCUCCCGUAGCACCUUUAAGCGAAGCGGCACGAUGCAGCUCGAGAUGUUCAACGGAGGCACCCCGCUCUUCUUUGACCUGUUUGUCGCUCUGUGCAAUCACGUCGACGAUAUUUCGUCUUCGCAGUAG
Messenger RNA from Trichoderma reesei QM6a, 846 nucleotides. RefSeq lists its product as uncharacterized. The record is from RefSeq and is a predicted model, not a curated record. The transcript is spliced from 3 exons. Gene Ontology annotation, molecular function: protein binding. Bases 1 to 846 code for a protein of 281 amino acids. NCBI's taxonomy places the organism in Eukaryota, Fungi, Ascomycota, Sordariomycetes, Hypocreales, Hypocreaceae.